CUGCCAGAAGCUCCUCUCAGGCCGUGUAGGGGAGCAUUCACACCCCGCUGUUGGCGUUUAGCGGAUGGGGCUCUCAGCCUAAGCCGGAGGGAGGAGGAGGAGGAGGAGGAGAAGGAUGAACGGUAACCCGUGUGCCCGCAGGCUGGCCCGGCGAUCCAAGUCCGCCCUGCUGGUCGCGGCUCUGGCCGUCCUGCUGGUCCAGACUCUCAUCGUGUGGAACUUCAGCAGCUUGGACUCUUCCGGAGGGGACGGAGGCGCCAGGAGCCGGGAGAAGAGAGAGGACCGCGCCGAGGGGUUCAACAAAGCCGACUGGGAGAACCCGCGGAGGGGGCUGCAGAAGAGGGGCAACCCGCCGCCGCUGCUCGGAAAGGCGGCCGUCCGGCACAAGCUGCAGGCGGACGUCUACCAUUCCCACCGGCCCAAAGAGAAACUCCGCCUCGACAGCAACAACAACGAGAACUCCGUCCCUAAAGACUUUGACACCAUCGACAGCAACAGCAACCUCGGAGCUCGAUCUCAACGCCAACGGGUGCCGGUCCCAAACGCCAAACGAAAACUGGAGAAGGCCCAAGAACGGGGCAUGCUGGGAAAACCCGCCAACGACGUCCUCAAGUACCCCGCCGUCCAGCCCAGGGGAGCCGGCCACAAUCACAACCGCACCACUCUCGUCCGGAGGCCCCACCCCCAGGUCCCCACCAGCUCCGCACCAAUCCAAGGGUCCAAUCGGGAUCCGUCGUUCCUCCAGGUGAAGAAGUCCGCCUCGCUGGAGCCGAGGAAGGAGCAGCCGCAGUGUGAGAUCAGCGGGAAGGAGGCCAUCUCGGCGCUGUCCAGGGCGAAGAGCCGCGAGUGUCGGCAGCGGAUUGUGGAGGUGUACUGCAAACACAAGGAGAGGGCGCUGAUGCCUGAGAAGGUGCCUCGCUUCUGCCCCAUCGAAGGUAAAGCUAACGUGAACAUCCAGUGGGACGAGGACCCCUCGGCUGCUGCCCGGCUCGUUCCCGCGCGGAUCGCCUUCGUCCUGGUCGUCCACGGCCGAGCCUCGCGUCAGUUUCAGCGUCUCUUCAAAGCCAUCUACCACACCUCGCACUACUACUACAUCCACGUUGACCAGAGGUCCAACUACCUCCACAGAGAGAUCCUGUCUCUGGCGGCCCGGUACCCCAACGUCAGGGUGACUCCCUGGCGGAUGUCCACCAUCUGGGGCGGGGCCAGCCUGCUGACUAUGUACCUACGCAGCAUGGAGGACCUUCUCAAGAUGGCCGACUGGUCCUGGGACUUCUUCAUCAACCUCAGCGCUGCAGACUAUCCCAUCAGGACCAAUGAGCAGCUGGUGGCUUUCCUGUCUAAGUAUCGCAACAUGAACUUCAUCAAGUCUCACGGCAGAGACAACGCACGCUUCAUCCGUAAGCAGGGUCUGGACCGUCUCUUCCUGGAGUGCGACACCCACAUGUGGCGUCUCGGGGACCGCAAGAUCCCUGAGGGCAUCGCGGUGGACGGAGGCUCUGAUUGGUUCCUGGUAAACCGGCCUUUUGUGGACUAUGUGGUGAACUCCAGAGACGAGCUGGUCAGCAGCAUGAAGCGCUUCUACGCCCACACACUGCUGCCAGCUGAGUCGUUUUUCCACACCGUGCUGGAGAACAGCGCCCACUGUGAGACCAUGGUGGACAACAACCUGCGGCUCACCAACUGGAACCGCAAGCUGGGCUGCAAGUGUCAGUACAAGCACAUCGUGGACUGGUGUGGCUGCUCCCCCAACGACUUCAAACCCUCCGAUCUGCCACGCUUCCAGCAAGCAUCCAGACCCACCUUCUUUGCCAGGAAGUUCGAGGCCAGCGUCAGCCAGGAGAUCAUCAACCAGCUGGACUCGUACCUGUUCGGGACGUACCCGGCGGGCACCCCGAGCCUCCAGGCGUACUGGGAGAACGUCUACGAGCAGGAGACGGACGGCCCCGCCGGCCUAUCGGACGCCACGCUCAGUCACUACCACGCCUUCGCUCGGAUGGGGCUUUCCCGCGCUGCCAGCUCUCUGCAGGGACAUCCCAACGACAACAGCUGCAGGUACGUUGCAAUGAGCCACCCGGUGUCGGUCCACCUCUACUUCCUGUCAGACCAGUUCCAGGGCUACCUGGUGCGUCAUGUGGCCACUAACCGAGCCUCCACCCAGCUGGAGACCCUGGAGACCUGGGUGACACCCAGAGACCACUUCGCCCCGGCUAGCCCCGUCGUCGCCAACAACAGGCUGCAGCACGUCCAGGUCGGGACGGACUGGGAUCCUAAGGAGCGCCUCUUCAGGAACUGGGGGUGCCUCGUGGGGCCCGAGGACGAGCCGGUGGCCGUGCAGCGCUGGAGCCGCAGUCAGACCAACCUGACGGCGACCGUGGUGUGGAUAGACCCCACCAACGUCAUCGCCGCCACCUACGACAUCCUGGUGGACGCCUCCGCAGAGGUCACCCACUACCGGCCGCCGCUCACCCUCCCGCUGAGGCCCGGCGUGUGGACGCUGAGGGUGCUGCACCACUGGAACCCGCUCGGCCAGACCAGCUUCAUCGUGACGCCGCUGGAGUUCCGCCGACAGCAGCCGAUACUGCAAGAGGACGCUCUGCGGUUGCACGGCGGCCCCGCCAGAAACUCCUACAUGGAGCAGAGUUUCCACGGCCUGAACCCGGUGCUGCGGCUGCCGGUGAGCCUGGGCGCCGUGGAGGAGGCCGAGGCCAACGCCGGCCUCACGGGGGCGCCGCUGCGUCGCUGGCUGGAUCGGCUGCUCGAGGGCCACUGGUCGGCCUCGGACGUCUGCUCGACGGGACCCAGCGCCUGUCCCGUCAUGCAGCGCUGCCCUCAAACCGUCUGGAGCUCGGCCAGCCCCGACCCCAAGUCUGAACUGAGCACACCCAGAGAGGACGGGCGGAUCAGGUAGCAGACGGACGGACUGAGGGAGGGAUAAAUGAAGGAAAGGCACGGGGGGCCGAUGUCCCGAUUGUGUCUGAUAUUUAUUUAUUUAAAGUUUGUGCAGAGCGAGAGUGAGUGUGAUGAGAAGAAGAGAAACAGACUCAAAUACUGAGGACGGACUUCCUCCUUCAGUCCUCUCUCUGUGUGCUGCCCUGCUCUCACUGAUGGGACUCCGAAGUGUGUGUGAGGUAUGUGUGUGUGUGUGUGUGUGUGUGUGUGUGUGUUGAAGCAGUAUGUGAGAAGAACUCUAAGGUAUGAAAACAUGUUUGACGUCUGUUGCUGAAAACGACACGGUUGCUCAUCGUUAGGCCCAUUAUUGGAAAGAUGUUUGUAUUAGAGACCUUUUUGUUUUUAUUUAAAUUGUUUUUAUAUUGACUUUAUUUAUUUCAUUCCAGCCCGUUAUCCCUCAUAUCUCCAAAUAAAUUCAAACCUCCUGGUGUAUCAGAAAAACUUAAAUCUCAGUCCCAUCAGAGAAAAUUGACAGCAGAUGAAACUUUUCAGUUCCAACAACUGAAGUCCAAAAUUUUUGUUUCCAGAUAACGGCAAACAUGGGAAGUUUUUAAUCUAUUUUUAAAACUCGUCAAGUAAUACUCUGGCUUAUUUUCAACCCGUCUUCUAAACCAUGAAGGAUUUCAUUGAAAUAAGUCCUCAAAGGUCAAAGGUUAAAUGCAUCUUUAUCGUCCAAAGAGAAGAAACUCUUUAAGUUUCUGGUUCCCAUGAGAUAUCAAAUCAUUCCCCUUUUAUUUGAAGAUGAUAAAUUAGAUAAUUUAAGUCCUCCCCCACCACACAGUGCAAUGUUUUGAUUGUCUAAUCUUUCAGAUGAGAUAUGAAGAUGAUGAGCCUUAAAAAAAAAGUUAGGAGCAAACACGACUGAGAGAGAAGUAUAAAAUCAAAUAUUUGUCUUUGAGGUUUGAAGUAGAACUUUCUAGUAUUACUUUGCUAAAGGUACUCGGUUACUUUCCACCACUCACAAACUACCUGCAAUUUUAAGAACCUGUUGCAGAAGCUGACUGACUUUCAUUGACUGUAUAUAAAGAUGGAUGACGCAUCUUCAUGCCUCCUGUUGUACAAAAGUGAAGCCAAAAUACUGGUGCUGACAUAUUGGGCUGGUUGCCUCAUUGUUCUGUAGAUUAUUCCUUUUCAAAGCAUGAAAUAACUAAUUUAAACUAAAGACAGGAACCAUGUUUGUCCCAUCUGUUUACAUGAAGGAGGCGGAGCUUAUGACCUAUUCUGCAGCCUGUCAGCAGGGAGCACUCCGAAUGUUUAGGCUUCACUUUCUUUCUGGGAACUGCCAUGACGUCCAUCUUUUUAUACACAGUUGAAGCUCUGUACAUGAAUCUGUGUGUGAGUGUGUGUGUCAGUAUUUUCUUCCUGUGCCAUGUCUGAAGCCUUCAGAGCGUCUGAGACGUCCGCUAUCCUGGAGCCCAGAAGAGAAUCCCUCCUCAUCUCGUUUUUGUUUUUACUGUAACACACAUUUAGUUUUCUCUCUGCUGUAAGACUGAUGAGACUGUGUCGGAGCGUUUAACUGAUGACUGAGUAAUUUAUUCAGAAGUUUAUAUAAAAACAUUUCUUAGUCGUUGACCGAUAUUUGGUGUAGAGGAGGAGAGUUUGUUUCUGCCUUUGUUUCUAAAGGCUUUCAAGUGUUUGUCACGACUGAUACACAAAAUGUUUGUAUUAGUCAGCUCCGGGUGAAUCACCUUCAAUUCUCUUUCAUAAAUUCUCUGAACUUUAAAGCUUAUAAUUAGAAUUUAAACACAGCAAACAUGAAGGUAUUUAAAGUCAGUUUGCAGCCUCAUUGAAGCUAUAAUACCCUGCAGCCUUUCUCUCGCUCUUCUGUCUCUCUAUCUGUCUCUCUCUCUCUCUCUCUCUCUCACUGUCUCUCUCUCUCUCUCUGGUAAAUAUCUAGCCUGGCUCUCUAUAAAGACAACAAACAAUCCUCAGUUAUUCAAACAUGACAGCUUCACUGCAGUAAGUCAUUGCACCUGGAUAAACAGAAACAUCCUUGAUAGUUAAAUUAACCGUAACUUAGAAAGGCUGCACCCUGCAGAGAUGUUACAUAUAUUCACAAAAAAUCAACACAGCAUGAUACGUAAUCUGUAAAUUUUAACUUAUAAUCAGAACGAGUGCAAUGUCAUCUCAGAUUUAAAAUCUGUGGUGGAAUCCAUCUUUGAUUUUCACUAUAAAUAAUAAUAAUUUAUCUCUUUUUGUUAGAGUGUGAAGCAGCUGUUUUUAAGCUUUAUUGGGACCAAAACUGGAGACGAGCUGGUGGUUUGAAAUCAUGAGUGAAAAUAGUAAAUGGACUUGAGCUUGUAGAGCGCUUUCUCUAGUCUUCUGACCACUCAAAGUGCUUUAACACCGCAGGUCACGCCGACACGUUCACACCCUGAUGGUAGAGGCUGCUGUGGAAAGAGACCAUGAGUAAUAAUUUAUCCCAAUCAUUCACAUUCACACACCGCUGAUGUAGCAGCAGGAUCAAUUUGGGGUUAAGUGUCCUGUCCUUCCGGUUAAGAGACGACCGACUCUACCGCUGAGCCACAGCCGCCACAGAGGGAUGGUCAGGACUCUUUCUGCCUGACGCUGGUUUUAAAAUGAAAAUGAGCUUUUUUACAAGAGUUGAUGUAAAUCUGUGUUUUUGUAACAAAGUUGAUGAUGUGAAACAAUCCUGUUUUUUAAGAGAUGAGUGGCGUGUCCAGUCGUCUGAUUUUGGAGGAAAGCCCAGCUGAGAGGUGCGUUUGUUUCAUCUCCAACACCAAACUGUUUUUUUUUUUGUUUCUCUCUCGCCAUUGUUGUCUUGUCUUGAUGUCUUUUAUUUUUUUCUGAAUCUCUUUCUGGGAGUUGUGCUGUGCCUUAGCUGUGCUCCUGUUUUUAGGAAAACCCCCUCUCUGAAAGCAUCGUCUCAAACGCCCCAAAAACCAAAAGAAAGAAUUGUUGUGAAUGCCUUAUCGAUGACCAUAGUGGUUUUGAAGUACAUUUUUUGGACAAUAAAACAGAAUCUCCCUUUAAGUUAU
Messenger RNA from Labrus bergylta (ballan wrasse), 5951 nucleotides. Its product is annotated as xylosyltransferase 1. Lineage: Eukaryota; Metazoa; Chordata; Actinopteri; Labriformes; Labridae. The record is from RefSeq and is a predicted model, not a curated record. Gene Ontology annotation, cellular component: membrane. Gene Ontology annotation, biological process: heparan sulfate proteoglycan biosynthetic process; chondroitin sulfate proteoglycan biosynthetic process. Gene Ontology annotation, molecular function: protein xylosyltransferase activity.